GGGAGACCAGAUAUAGUGAAAGCAGGGUCCGGGGAGACCGGAUAUAGUGAAUGCAGGGUCCGGGGAGAGUGGAUAUAGUGAAUGCAGGGUCCGGGGAGACCGAAUAUAGUGAAUGCAGGGUCUGCGGAGAGCGGAUAUAGUGAAUGCAGGGUCCGCGGAGAGCGGAUAUAGUGAAUGCAGGGUCCGGGGAGACCGGAUAUAGUGAAUGCGGGGUCCGGGGAGAGCAGAUAUAGUGAAUGCAGGGGUCCGGGGAGACCAGAUAUAGUGAAUGCAGGGUCCAGGGAGACAAGAUACAGUGAAUGCAGGGUCCGGGGAGACCAGAUAUAGUGAAUACAGGGUCUGGGGAGACCAGAUAUAGUGAAUGCAGG
Molecule: messenger RNA, 368 nt
Organism: Staurois parvus
Lineage: Eukaryota; Metazoa; Chordata; Amphibia; Anura; Ranidae
Source: the annotation of a GenBank genome assembly